Eucalyptus grandis is the source of this 2467-nucleotide messenger RNA. RefSeq names its product ferrochelatase-2, chloroplastic. NCBI's taxonomy places the organism in Eukaryota, Viridiplantae, Streptophyta, Magnoliopsida, Myrtales, Myrtaceae. The transcript is spliced from 10 exons. The coding region runs from base 408 to 1952 and encodes 514 amino acids. Gene Ontology annotation, molecular function: protoporphyrin ferrochelatase activity. Gene Ontology annotation, biological process: heme biosynthetic process. The record is from RefSeq and is a predicted model, not a curated record.
AUAAUAGAGGUGGGAGGGGAAGGAGAAGAAGGCCUUGUUGGGUCAAUCUAGUUCUCAUACGUCGCCUUCCCCCACCUCCUCUUCUCCUCCAUUUCUCCUCUUCUCUUUCUCACUUCACCUGGCUUGGCUUCCCUCUUUUUGUUGGGAGCCGAGGUUCGUCCUCCGUCGUCUUUCCUUAAAACAUCUGGCAUCUGGAGUUAGGCUGCUGAUUCUCUCGCUUUGCUAUGCGCAAUCCCCAACUCCCCCCAUUUCUUCGCGCGCUCCUCUUGCGGUUGUGGCGGUGACAUAAAGGGAGGGAGCCUGUGUCCUUCCCUCGGUCUCUUCCUCCUGCCAUUAUCGACUUUGUGGUGGUGGUGGUGAGUGGGCGUGGGUGGGUCUUCCUGCUCUCGGUCUCGGCGGCGAUCGAGAUGAAUUGCCAAGUGAUGAACACCUCCUCUCCCUCUCCAUCUUCCUCUUCCUCCUCUCGCAACCCCAUUCCCAACUCCCCCCUAUUGCUUCGGCGGACCGUUUGUUACUCCCUUUCUCACAAGACGGAUCGAUGCUCCGGCGUUCAAAUUGGAGGUUGCCACAAGACCCUUCAUCUCCCGAGGAAUUGUUGCGUCGCCCGGUGGUCCGACGCAAAGCGACCGCUCAGAUAUCCUCCCCAAGCCUCCUUGGUGGCUUCAGAAUCUAAAGGCGUCUCCUCAAUCCCCAUCGUCGGCGAAGAAAAGAUUGGAGUGUUGCUGCUCAACCUCGGAGGUCCUGAAACCCUUGACGAUGUGCAGCCUUUCUUGUUCAACCUCUUCGCUGAUCCAGACAUCAUUCGGCUGCCAAGAUUGUUUCGCUUUCUUCAAAAGCCACUGGCACAAUUUAUAUCUGUUCUUCGGGCACCCAAGAGCAAAGAAGGCUAUGCAUCUAUAGGUGGUGGUUCUCCUCUUCGGAAGAUAACUGAUGCCCAGGCAGAAGAGUUAAGGAAAUCACUUUGGGCUAAAAAUGUUCCGGCCAAGGUGUAUGUUGGCAUGAGAUACUGGCACCCAUUCACUGAAGAAGCCAUUGAGCAGAUAAAGAAAGAUGGAAUUACCAAGCUUGUUGUUCUGCCACUUUACCCACAGUUUUCCAUAUCAACUAGUGGUUCAAGUCUUCGACUCUUAGAGAGUAUAUUCAGGGAAGAUGAAUACCUAGUCAACAUGGAACACACUGUUAUUCCAUCUUGGUAUCAACGUGAAGGAUAUAUAAAAUCUAUGGCAGAUCUAACAGAAAAGGAGUUACAAACAUUUGACAAUCCUGAGAAGGUUGUGAUAUUUUUCAGUGCACAUGGGGUGCCACUUGCAUAUGUAGAGGAGGCUGGUGAUCCAUAUAAGGCAGAGAUGGAGGAAUGUGUGGACUUGAUAAUGGAAGAGCUAGAAAAACGGAAAAUAACUAAUCCCUACACUCUUGCUUAUCAGAGUAGAGUUGGCCCGGUGGAAUGGCUGAAACCAUAUACAGAUGAGACAAUUAUUGAUCUUGGACGAAAGGGUGUGAAGAGCCUUUUGGCUGUCCCGAUAAGUUUUGUGAGCGAGCACAUUGAAACUCUUGAAGAAAUUGAUGUAGAGUAUAAAGAGUUGGCUCUUAAAUCUGGCAUCGAGAAAUGGGGUCGUGUCCCUGCUCUAGGAUGUGAACAAACAUUCAUUUCAGACCUGGCAGAUGCAGUGAUUGAGAGUCUCCCUUAUGUUGGUGCCAUGGCAGUGUCAAAUCUUGAAGCUCGACAGUCUUUGGUGCCACUGGGUAGCGUAGAAGAGCUAUUGGCAACAUACGAUUCUCAACGGAGAGAGCUUCCACCUCCUGUGACAUUUUGGGAAUGGGGCUGGACAAAAAGUGCGGAAACCUGGAAUGGAAGAGCGGCUAUGCUAGCAGUGCUGGUAUUAUUGGUUUUAGAAGUUACUACUGGAGAGGGAUUUUUGCAUCAGUGGGGUGUAUUGCCGUUGUUUCGCUGAGGAAAAUGCCCUCAUGCUCCUCCACCUCCCCCCCCUUUCUCUCUCUCCCCAAUGCUUUUGAUGAUUUCACCUCCAAAAUGGAAUCCCAUGCAUGGUGCCAUUGUCGUGCAGUUGAAGUAAUUGUAUAUCGUGUCCUUGGCGAGGUUCAAAUGCGAGGUAAAUACACGGCCAUAACAUUUUUGAUGCAAUUCACUGAUCUUUCAGUGAAGCAAUUUCCUUUUUCAUAUGUUGUAAAGUAAUGUCUGUGUCAGCACUUAAUCUAUCCGCACAAGACAUCUGGAGUGUAAGAAGAGACGGAGUACUUGCAUCAUAAUUUUAUUUAGGGGGAUCGGAAAGAUGUGGCAUGUAGAGUGUAUCGAUAGAUGAGUCAUUGGACUGUCAUGAAUACUCCAAUUAAUGUGGGCAGGUCAAUAUUGCUUGUUUGUACAAGUGCUACUAUCCUUUACUUGUUCUGACUAGCUUGCUAUAAAAACAGCCAUAGAAAAAAGGUUUUGCUUAGAGCUCUUCUAUCAAAA